Gasterosteus aculeatus aculeatus (three-spined stickleback) is the source of this 2519-nucleotide messenger RNA. It is a transcript of the gene b3gat3, whose product is annotated as beta-1,3-glucuronyltransferase 3 (glucuronosyltransferase I). Gene Ontology annotation, biological process: carbohydrate metabolic process; chondroitin sulfate proteoglycan biosynthetic process. Gene Ontology annotation, cellular component: Golgi membrane. Gene Ontology annotation, molecular function: galactosylgalactosylxylosylprotein 3-beta-glucuronosyltransferase activity. Lineage: Eukaryota; Metazoa; Chordata; Actinopteri; Perciformes; Gasterosteidae. The record is from RefSeq and is a predicted model, not a curated record.
CGGAAGUUGUUGGUACAUGGCCGGAGCGAAUGAAUGGACGUUGUGAUGCACUGAGGUGCCUUUGCUCGCUUUGGUCAAAGAUGACGUGAACCUUUCAGCUGGUAAAUCAGCCGCACCGCGUCUGUCUUCUACGGUUUCCCGCCUGUGCUGGUCCCGGUACCAUGGCAACGAGGAUGAAGCUGAAGCUGAAGACCGUGUUCGUGCUCUACUUCAUGGUCUCCCUCAUGGGCCUCAUCUAUGCACUGAUGCAGCUCGGUCAGCGCUGCGACUGCACAGAGCACAACAUGCCCAAAGACCGUACAAUAUCUCGGCUGCGGGGGGAACUGCAUCGUUUUCAGGAGCAGUUAAGGAAAUCCGAGGCUACAAAGCAACCACAGAAACAGCCAGCUAAGCCAACCAUCUUUGUCAUCACCCCAACAUAUGCAAGGCUGGUGCAGAAGGCCGAGUUGACUCGUCUGUCCCAGACCUUCCUCAACGUUCCUCAGCUCCACUGGAUCGUCGUGGAAGACUCACCACACAAGACGCCGCUGGUAACUGACCUCCUGGUGAAGAGUGGCCUGACCCACACGCACCUACACAUGCCCACUGCCAAGGACCGCAAACUACAGGAGGGGGACCCCAGCUGGCUGAAGCCUCGCGGAGUUGAGCAGCGAAAUGAGGGUCUCCGGUGGCUCAGAGAGGACCGAAGGGCUCAGCCGGGAGGAGACAACCAGCAGGGAGUAGUUUACUUCGCCGACGACGACAACACAUACAGCCUGCAGAUAUUUGAGGAGAUGAGGAGCACCGAGCGGGUUUCGGUGUGGCCGGUGGGGCUGGUCGGAGGGAUGAAAUACGAGAGGCCCGUGGUCGAAGGAGGAAAGGUGGUUCGCUUCCAUACCGGCUGGCGUCCCAGUCGCCCUUUCCCGAUGGACAUGGCCGGCUUUGCCGUCUCCCUCAAACUGAUCCUUGCCAAUCAGGAGGCCUGUUUCGACGGAGAUGCGCCAAUGGGCUUCCUGGAGAGCAGCUUGCUGCAGGGAUUGGUCACCAUGGACGAACUGGAGCCCAAAGCAGACAACUGCUCUAAAGUUCUGGUGUGGCACACACGGACAGAGAAACCCAAGAUGAAGAGGGAGGAGGCUCUGCAGGCUCAGGGACUUGGCUCAGACCGUGCGGUUGAGGUCUAAAGAACACACAAACAAAUACAAACACACACACACACACACACACAAUGUAAAGCGUAGUCCAAUGCUGCAUAUGUAACUCAUGUUGUAAAUACUGUAAAACAGAUAUAUCUGUUGUACGUGUGUAUAUAUAUAUAUAUAUAUAUAUACUGAGUGAGUGUUACAACGUGGUAUGUUGUAUGUAUCCACUGUGUUUAUGCAGGUUUUCUUUGGUUUUUAGUGAGUCCGGCGUCCGGCAUUUGCCUGACGGGGGCGCCAGUUUUACAUUUCGUAUCGGCAUGAGGUUACACCACCGAUGCAUCAUUCCUUACAGCUUGAAGAACACUGUAUCUUAGUUCAUACUCCAUUGUUGCAUCAUUCGUAGUGUUCCACAUGCUUACUUGUGCUCAAUUUAAUUCCCGAAAUUCAUUCCUUUGAUAUUUUUCAUGGCUGAGCCUGAUAAGUGUCCGUAAACAUCCAUAGAGAAGCGUUUUGAGUCAAAGAAGGUCGCCAUCAUUGCAUGAUAAUACGUUUUAUACAACCUGUCCAAUCAAAAUGUGUGCAUUCGCCUCCAACGUAAUACUAUUGUGGAGGAAAAGGUGCAUUUUAUUUCAGUAAACAGUAUUCAACACACACAACAACAUAUAGGCUUACAAAUCUCACAAAUGAAUUAAGAACAAAGCUUUGGGGUGCUCGCCUUGUAUUUGUUAUGCUCUUACACAUCUGUGUUCCGGACGCAAGUGGUGCAAUGUGGCGACACAACACAACAACAAAUAUUACAACGCAAUGGUUCCACGCCCAGUGCAGCGUCAAUGUGACAGCUCAAGGCUGGUUUUCUGUAGUUUCAUAACGAGAAAGCGGAUAAAUAUGUAUAUAUUUUAGUGAUGCUUUCUAAAAACGUAACGGCUUGUGAAAUCAAUUUAGACGCCCAUAAUAAGGGAACCACACUACUGAAGCCCUCGUCAUUUAAUUAUGCAAUAAACACGCCCUGCCUAUGACGCUGCCUAUGAUCCCUUUUAAUGACAAGUAAAAGAUCUGAAUUAUUCUCACUAGGACAUCCCCGGGAUUUACAGUAGUAGUCGUUCAAUAGCACAUUUCAGAAAUAAGCUUAAAAUUUUACCACUUGAGCUGUGCUUGAUUAUUUUCCAUGACAUCCUCAGACGUUGGAUGAAUAAAGAGCAAAAUACCAUUUAAAGCUCAGAAGUGUUGCCCGGCUACCGUUGUGUGAUACUGUAAAAACCGCUAGUGUCUGCUUGAGUGUAAUUAGUGCCUGUAAGUCAUUCUCUACUGGUGUAUUAAGUAUUUAUUACUGUAAUAUUGUCCUUGAAAUCAAACAACAUGAUAAUGUGUCUUCAAAAUAAACCGACAUGAUGAAAAUAA